UUCUCUACACAUGGACGGAGACUUCCCACUAAAAGCGUUGCUGCCUAAGAAAGAAACCGGUGCAGAAAGUUUCCUGGCUCGCAACCCUGAUUUUGAUGGACGAGGAAUAACCAUAGCUAUACUUGACACUGGAGUUGAUCCUGGAGCUCCAGGACUUCAAGUUACAACAGAUGGAAGACAGAAGAUUUUGGAUUUGAUUGACGCUACAGGCAGUGGGGACGUAGAUACAAGCACUGUGCUGACUACUGAAGAGGUCGAGGAAAGAAGCAUCAAGUCUCCGUUCACUGGCAGAGAUUUGAAAAUUCCUUCAGAUUGGCAAAAUCCGUCUGGGCGUUGGCAUGUUGGAGUGAAAUCGGCAUAUGAGUUAUUUCCGAAACUUCUUCGGACGAGGCUGAAUACAGAGAUAAAGAAGAAACUCUGGGAUCCUGCACAUGAACGAUCCUUGGCUGUUGCAGCUCAGGAAUUAGACCAUUGGAAUGAUGAGCACAGUGACAAGACUGCUACUUUGACACGGAAUGAGAAAUUAAUGAAGGAAGAGCUGGAAUAUCGUGUUGAGCUUCUAACAAAGUUUGACAAAGAACAGGAUAUUGCAGGUCCAGUUUACGACUGCAUUGUGUUUCAUGAUGGGAAUACAUGGAGAGCUGUAAUUGAUUCUAAUGAAAAUGGCGAUUUAUUAUCAGCAUCUGUACUAAGCAGUUUUCGUGAAUCUGGGCAAUAUGCCACAUUUGGAGGCCAAGACUUGAUGAACUACUCAAUCAAUGUGUAUGACAAUGGUCGUGUGCUCAGCGUUGUGACCACUUGUGGGUCUCAUGGUACUCAUGUUGCAAGUAUUGCUGCUGGUAACUUUCCAGAUGAACCAGCUUUGAAUGGUGUAGCGCCAGGAGCUCAGAUUGUUUCUGUAAAGAUUGGAGACUCAAGACUUGACUCUAUGGAAACGGGUAGAGCUUUGGUAAAUGGGGUAUCUGCUAUUGUUGCUCACAAAUGUGAUAUUGCCAACCUAAGUUUUGGAGAAGGUGCACAUUGGCAUAAUGCAGGAUGUGUCGUUGAAGCAAUGGCAGAAUUGACUCAGAAGUAUGGCAUCAUUUUUGUAAGCAGUGCAGGAAACAAUGGUCCUGCUCUCAGUACUGUUGGUUGUCCAGGAGGCACAGAAAGUUCUGUCAUAGGAAUUGGUGCUCUUGUCACACCAGAUAUGAUGGAUGUUGAAUAUUCGAUGAGAGAACGAUUACCUAUCAAUCAGUACACAUGGUCUUCACGUGGACCUACAAUUGAUGGCGCACUAGGAGUUAGUGUGAGUGCUCCAGGUGGAGCUAUAGCUUCUGUACCCAACUGGACACUGAAGGGCUCUCAACUGAUGAAUGGCACUUCUAUGUCAUCACCAAAUGCAUGUGGUGGAAUAGCUUUGAUCAUGUCAGGUUUGAAAGCAAGUGGCAUAACCUACUCUCCUUCAAGUGUGAAGCAAGGAAUUGAGAACACAGCGUCACCAGUGGAAGGCCUGGACAAGUUAACUGUUGGUCAUGGACUAUUACAGGUUGAUAAAGCAUUUGAGUAUAUCAAAGAGCAUGGAAUCAACUUGGCUAGAGAUGUUACUUUUGAAGUGAGUGUUGAUGGCUCAAGACGUGGAAUUUACUUGAGAGAAUCUUGCAGUUUACAAAAACCAAUUGUAGCUUCUGUGAAGGUUGAGCCCAAGUAUAAUGACGAUGCAGAGCGAGCAGAUAGAAUCAAGCUUCAAUUGAAAUUAAAUGUAGCUUGUGAUGCUAGUUGGGUAUCAGCCCCCAGUCAUCUGGUGCUUAUGAACACUGCCAGGCAGUUUAGUGUUCGAGUUGAUCCUCGUGGGUUGAAUAGUGGCUAUCACUUCAGUGAAGUGUGUGCAUACAAUGCAGAUUUUCCCUCUCAAGGGCCAUUGUUCAGAGUGCCGGUUACUGUUAUUAUACCAGAGAAGAUAGGUUUGGAAGCCGGCUAUUGUCGUUCCGACAAGCUACAGUUUAAGCCUGGUCAAGUACACAGGAUGUUUUUAGAAAUUCCUCACGGUGCUACUUGGGCAGAAGUAUCUUUGGUUGCUAAAGUUUCAACUGGUUCAGCAACAUUUUUUGUUCAUGCGAUUCAACUUCAGAAUGACUGUGAUUAUCGUAGUCAUGAGUUUGACAAAAGAGCAGUUCUAAGUGAUGGAUCUCAUUGGCUGCAACAGUUCAAAGUUCUGGGUGGAGUGACACUGGAGCUGUCAGUGGCUCAGUAUUGGGCAAGUCUCGGAGAUUCAGAAGUGACUCGAACCAUCACAGUUCAUGGAAUAAUGUCAAACCCAUCAGAAAUUACUUUUCAUAGUUCCAAGGCUUAUACACGAGUAGAUGUAACUGCCUCUUUCAGGCAAGAGGAAAUUCAACCCUCUGGCUCUCUGAAGACUCACAUUGAACCUCUCCGCCCUGUUGACAGUGCUAUUCGUUGUAUGGGUGAACAAGAUGUUUUGCCAAGCGGUUGCCAUGUGUAUCAGUUGAUAUUAACUUACACCUUCUCAAAAGCUAAGAAAGGUGAAGUUGUUCCUGCUGCAUCAUAUCUUUCGAAUCUGCUUUAUGAGUCAGAAUAUGAAUCUCAGCUCUGGAUGUUGUUUGACUCAAAUAAACAACUUAUUACCUGCGGAGAUGCAUUUCCACAUAAGUAUGCAGUAACAAUUGAUAAAGGAGACUACACUCUUCGUCUUCAGGUGUGUCACAGCAGGCGUGAACAGCUGGAACGACUGAAAGACAUGAUUAUUGUAAUCAAGCACAAACUGCCAUCACCAGUAUCUGUUGAUGUUUAUGGCAGUCUAACUCAAGCAAUGAGAGCGAGUGGAAGUAAAUGCAAGUCACUCAAGCUUGGUCCUGGCAAUUGCAUACCUCUCUAUAUCAUGCCUCCUGCUGAAGACAAAAUUCCAAAGGCAGUGAAACCUGGCCACAUCCUUCAAGGUACGAUGUCAUUUGCUAAGGAUUCUGAAGUGAAGAAAGUGGACAGUUGCCUUUUCAGUUAUGUUAUUUCUGAGCCACCUCUAAAACGAGUCAAAAGCAAACAGGACAAAGCACAAAAAACUACUUUGUCUCUAUCUGAUCAGUAUGAGGAGGCACUAAGAAGCUUUCAGCUGACUUGGGCUUGCAAGUUGAAGGAUCUUCAGCAGGUUGAUGAAGUAGAAAAACAAGCUGUGGAUCCAUUAGAAGCUCGGUUGACCAGGCUUCGAAUUCUUGAGGAAAAGGAACGUUUGUCACACUUAGAUGCUAUUGUUGCUACUGCCAAUGCUGUUUUGGAUUGUAUUGACAUUGUUCAGUUGGCUGCUUACUGUGGAAUGAAGGCAGAUCUUAGCAGCGAUGCUGACACUGUGAAAUGUGACAUGGACAAGAAGAAAGCAGCUGUGAUUGAAGCUUUAGGGACCAAGGCCAGAGCUUUAGCUGACUAUUCCGAACCUAAAAUUUCUGAUUUUGAUGAUGUGAUGGUCGAGCUGCAGAAGUGGACAGAAUUGAAAGAACCGAAAGUAGUUUCUGUGGCUGUAGAGCAUGCCAGAUUACAUGGGUACUAUGCUCAAGCCAUUAAACUGCUUUUACAAGAAGAGGGAAACCUGACAAAGGAUGCAGAAGUGCAAAUUAUUGAGCUACUAGGCAAGCUAGAAUGGGAUCACUGUAUUCAAAACAGGCGACAGUGGCUGUUAAGGCGUUUUCCUCUAAGUUACCCUCUGUUUUAGUAUACAUAACGCUCAACAUUGACUAAUCGUUGAAUGAGUUAGUAGCCUGUCUAAUCUAGAUAGGAGAGCUGACUGUUGCAUGUAGAGGUGAAUGUGCCAAUACCAUGGUGUGUAUUGCUGUUUAGAUUUCUCACAGUUAUGAAACCGCCCAUACAGUUUAUAACCACCCGUGUCUACUGCAGUGCCAGUAGUAAUGUAGACGGUCAUUUGCUAGACAGGUCUACAGUACAAUAGACAAGAUAGUUCUGUUUUGGGACGGAACGCUACAAGAACUAGAUAGUUGCUGAACUAUGAACUCUGGAUGACUGUUAACUUAAGUAUGUAUCGAAGACGGUUGGUUUUUCCUAGGUUCAAUUUCUUUUGUCAUGCAGGAGGCGUAGCAUCUGUCAAUUGACAAAUGAGUAAUUAAUUAAGU
Messenger RNA from Corticium candelabrum, 4115 nucleotides. Its product is annotated as tripeptidyl-peptidase 2-like. Lineage: Eukaryota; Metazoa; Porifera; Homoscleromorpha; Homosclerophorida; Plakinidae. Gene Ontology annotation, cellular component: cytosol. Gene Ontology annotation, molecular function: serine-type endopeptidase activity; tripeptidyl-peptidase activity. The transcript is spliced from 39 exons. The record is from RefSeq and is a predicted model, not a curated record. Gene Ontology annotation, biological process: proteolysis. The coding region runs from base 11 to 3700 and encodes 1229 amino acids.